GACCACGACAGCCAACGACCGCACGAACGACAUGAAUGAACCCAAAAAAUCCGACCCUACAACUCAAGUAGUCCAUGAGCAAGCUACCGCAACAAACAUAUCUUACUCUCAACCCUCAGUUGAACCCGUGGCAGAAAUAAUCUCAGCAGCACAGCGCGGGGAUCUCAAUGCCAUCCGUGAGCUCAUAGAAUCAGGAAAAUGCAAGGUUACAGACAGAGAUGACCAGAACGUGUAAGCUUAACGCACCUCUGCUUUUGCCACACUCAUGGAUGGCCGCAGCACACCUCUUCACUGGGCAGCGA
Molecule: messenger RNA, 302 nt
Organism: Suillus clintonianus
Lineage: Eukaryota; Fungi; Basidiomycota; Agaricomycetes; Boletales; Suillaceae
Exons: 2
Coding region: 32-235 (67 amino acids)
Source: RefSeq, a predicted model, not a curated record